Molecule: messenger RNA, 1698 nt
Organism: Aspergillus clavatus NRRL 1
Lineage: Eukaryota; Fungi; Ascomycota; Eurotiomycetes; Eurotiales; Aspergillaceae
Product: serine/threonine-protein kinase
Exons: 7
Coding region: 1-1698 (565 amino acids)
Biological process (GO): intracellular signal transduction; peptidyl-serine phosphorylation
Molecular function (GO): protein serine/threonine kinase activity; ATP binding
Source: RefSeq, a predicted model, not a curated record
AUGGGAAACUCGCAAGGGAAACCAGUGGCAGCCAGCGAUGAGGUGAAUCUAAACCAAUUUCGUCUUCUCCGGGUGGUGGGAAAAGGCGCUUUCGGCAAGGUUCGCAUCGUGGAAAAGAAAGAUACUGGGUUGACAUUCGCUCUCAAGUACAUUCGAAAAGAAGAAGUGGUACGGUCGGAGAGCGUCCGGAAUAUCAUUCGGGAACGACGCAUGCUCGAGCACCUGAACCAUCCUUUCCUAUGCAACCUCCGGUACAGUUUCCAGGAUAUUGAAUAUAUUUACAUUGUGGUCGACUUGAUGAACGGUGGUGAUCUGCGGUUUCACAUCUCGAGAAAAUGCUUUACGGAGGAGGCAGUACGUUUUUGGAUGGCCGAACUUGGCUGUGCUUUGAGAUACAUCCAUUCGCAAGGCAUCAUCCAUCGGGAUGUGAAGCCGGACAAUGUGUUGCUGGAUUCUGAAGGGCAUGUGCAUUUGGCGGACUUUAAUGUCGCAUCGGAUUUUCGACCCGGCAAGCCUCUCACCAGCAAGUCUGGAACCUUGGCCUAUUUGGCGCCUGAGGUGUACGAAGGAGGUGGAUACUACUGCGAAGUGGAUUGGUGGUCGUUAGGCGUCACUUUCUACGAAUGCAUCUAUAACAAGCGACCGUUCGAAGGCCGCAGCCAGGACGUUCUCAGCGAAAAUAUCAAAAAAGCCCAACCCAAAUAUUUUGUCACCAACCCGGCGGUUUCUGUCCCAUGUCUACGAGCCAUGUCUGCGUUGAUGGAGAAGGAUCGAAGCAAACGGAUUGGAGCGACCGGUUUCGACACUUUCACCUCGCAUAUGUUCUUUGCAGAACUCGACUUUGUGGCUUUAGAACGCAAAGAAAUCCCGCCUGUUUUCACACCGUCCAGCGAUAAGACCAACUUUGACGCUACCUACGACUUGGAGGAGCUGCUCCUCGAAGAGGCACCGCUGGAGGCUCGGGCGCGAAGGCAGAAACCCCGAGCCGAGUUGAGAGAGGACGCGACGGCCAAGGAGAUCAGGGAAGAUGAGCUGCACCGUUUGAUCGAAACCAUGUUCGAACCCUUCGAUUACACCAUUGUUACAUAUCAAGGGUAUGUUCUGGAAAAGGAUGGCGGUUGUCCAGAGGUACGACUAACGAAUCCCAGCAACGCUGCGGAAGCGAUCGCAGCAGCAGUACAAAAUCCGGAAGAAUGUCUCCCGACCGCUGGAUCGUCAACGCACUCUCGCCAUUACUCACAGCACGAUACAUCGAGGAAUUCACCCGUCUCGCGCACCGAGGGAUCCGUCGGUCAUUUAACCCAACCCGACAAUAUGAGUCACACUGAGGGCGUCCACGAGUCUCCAGAGCAUGCGUCAGCCCCAUCUUCCACGCCUCCGCCGCCUCCACCACCUGCCCCAUCCUUUUCGCGGCCGCUUCCCCCUCAGAAUCCCAAUCGCCCUCGUGGAGCCACGCGGAAGACAAGUAAAGGCGGAGGAGUCCAAAUGGUCCUGGAGGAAGCGGGCAGUUGGAGUGAACUGGCAGACCAGAGCUCCACACUACCCGCUGAGGGAUACGAUAGUGCGUCGAUCAAGGGCAAGUCAUCCAACAGCGGCAUGCUUGCAUUUUUGAGCCGCAAGAAGGGCCGCGAUAGGAGCCCCAAGCCUCAGGAACCGGGUGUUCUAGGCAAAGAGGGGGCUCGACAGAUUAUCAGUUAA